AUGCUUCUGACCAUCGUCAUCAUCGGGUCCCUCGGGCUGUUCGGCGGUCGCCUAGCUGCCCUCGUCUCGAUGAUGACAGAGCCAAUCUCCACUCCGCUCCAGGGCUUUGUCGAGUGGAUGGCUGAGACCCCCAGCUUCGUCCCCGCAUGCCCCAGCUUCAAUCCCCGGUGGCCCAGCUCCAUCUCGGAGGGGCUCAGCUUGAUCCCCAUACUGCUGUGCGCCAUCCAGAGGCUUUCUAGGUCCCUGUUCGUCGCUCUCGUCACCGCCCUCCUUACUUCGGUGGUAGUUGACUUCCUCAUCCUGCUGACCUGGCGGCCCCUCCUCAGGCCAGUCAUCCAGGUCGGGCUGCGCGCUUAUCCCCAAAUCCGGCGCGCCAGCAAGGAAGUCGGCCGCGGCGUGCUCUUCGCCUCACUCUCCGCCGUCCUCGCGUUCCUGGUUGUCCUUUUCAACCUCGGGCGUGACCAGGAGAAGCUCGACGCCCCCUGUCCCCUGGCUGCUGCUGCCGACGCCGACGCCGAGGAAAGGCGCAGCGAGACCGAGGACAACUCCCCUUGUUGCCGCACAACGGGUUGCUGCGAGAGUGGCAGCUGUAUAGUUGUUCACGGGCUUCGUCAUCGCGCGCCGUGCAGGAGCUUGAGCUCCAGCUCCACGUCCAGCGUCACCGCCAGCACCAGCCCCCAGAUGACGCCUUUCUCGUCGAGAUCAUCUUUGGCCGACGAGGAGGAGUCUGCUACGAUAGAGGACCCCACGCAGGACUCCUCCAGCUGGGAGUACUGCCUGGAGCAGUCCAGCGAGUCGUGGGGCUCAGAUGAGAGUCUUGCAAUUGGGGGCGCUGAGAAACCUGGGUUGGACGCAGGGUGCUCAGAAGAGGAGGGGAUGUACAAGGGGGAGACUUAG
Thermochaetoides thermophila DSM 1495 is the source of this 897-nucleotide messenger RNA. RefSeq lists its product as uncharacterized. The record is from RefSeq and is a predicted model, not a curated record. The coding region runs from base 1 to 897 and encodes 298 amino acids. Lineage: Eukaryota; Fungi; Ascomycota; Sordariomycetes; Sordariales; Chaetomiaceae. The transcript has 2 exons.